This is a messenger RNA of Ogataea angusta, 1296 nucleotides long. RefSeq lists its product as uncharacterized. Gene Ontology annotation, cellular component: endoplasmic reticulum membrane. Lineage: Eukaryota; Fungi; Ascomycota; Pichiomycetes; Pichiales; Pichiaceae. The record is from RefSeq and is a predicted model, not a curated record. Gene Ontology annotation, molecular function: phosphatidate cytidylyltransferase activity. The transcript has a single exon. Bases 1 to 1296 code for a protein of 431 amino acids.
AUGGCCGGACCCAAAACCUCGAAGGAGACCAAAGAGUCAGCGUCCCCUUCUGCUCCUGCUGCAGAGGAAAAGCCGACAAUUGUCGUCAAUGAGAAAGAACGCAAGAAACAAGCCUUCAUCGUAAGAACUAUUUGGACCCUUGUUAUGAUUUUCGGUAUGUUCUUCAUAAUCUGUGCAGGCCACUUCUGGACUAUCAUGCUGGUCCUAGUUCUCCAGGUGCUGGUUUUCAAAGAGCUUAUCUCCAUCACGAGUGAGAGAGCAAAAAACCAGGACCUCAAGUACACAGGGUAUCUCAAUUGGUACUUGCUAAUCACCACUAUUGCCUACUUGGAAGGCAAAUCGCUCAUCACAUACACCAUCAACUUUUUGAUCGACUCCAACUACUUUUCUGUUUUGGCGAUGAAGUUCAUUAUCCAUCAGAAAUUCGUCUCGUACUGCUCGUACGUCUUCGCCUUUGUGUUCUUUGUCUCUACUCUGAAGAAAGGCUACUUGAAAUUCCAGUUUGCACAAUUGUGCAUCACCCAUAUGAUCUUGCUGUUGGUGAUCUUCCAAGGCCAUUGUAUCGUCAAUAAUAUCCUUCAUGGCAUGAUUUGGUUCUUGCUGCCGGUCGGACUUGUGAUCACCAACGAUAUUUUUGCCUACAUUUGCGGAAUCACUUUUGGUAGAACUCAACUCAUCUCCAUUUCUCCCAAAAAGACUGUUGAAGGGUUUGUUGGAGCAUGGAUUUGCACCACAUUUGCAUCGAUUGUUCUCACUUACUACUUGUGCAAUUACAACUACUUCAUUUGCCCAAUCGAAAACUACAACGAUUUGCAGGUUAACUGUUUGACUGGUGUCUCCUGUGAACCAAAUCCCGUGUUCAUCCACCAGAUCUACAAAAUUCCAGCCGAUGUGGCGAAAAUAGUUGGGAAAGAAUAUGUCCAAAUCAAACCAAUCUAUCUCCAUGCUACCAUCUUGUCUCUCUUUGCCUCGUUGAUUGCUCCGUUUGGAGGCUUCUUCGCUUCUGGCCUCAAGCGUGCGUUCAAGAUCAAAGACUUUGGUGAUACGAUCCCAGGUCAUGGAGGAGUCACCGAUAGAAUGGACUGCCAGUUCCUGAUGGGCUCCUUCUCGUACUUGUAUUACGAAACUUUCAUCUCGACACAUCACCUCAACGUUGGAAACCUUCUGCAGACAAUUGUUAUUAACCUUUCGGGUCCUGAUAUUCUGAUUCUUGUCAAGAGUUUGCACACUUACUUGUUUAAGAUCGGCAUGAUCUCAGAAGACGUUUAUGGCCAGUUGGUGGAACUCCUGACUUAA